Molecule: messenger RNA, 1906 nt
Organism: Microplitis mediator
Lineage: Eukaryota; Metazoa; Arthropoda; Insecta; Hymenoptera; Braconidae
Gene: Naa80
Product: N-alpha-acetyltransferase 80
Exons: 4
Coding region: 169-780 (203 amino acids)
Biological process (GO): protein acetylation
Cellular component (GO): cytoplasm
Molecular function (GO): N-acetyltransferase activity; acetyl-CoA binding
Source: RefSeq, a predicted model, not a curated record
AAACAUAUUUAUUUUUAUAAAUGAGUGAUAACUAAUAACUAAUGUAUUAUAAUAAUAAUAAUAAUAGUUAUAGAUAAAAAAAAUUCCAUAAUUAUAAAAUAGUUUAAUAUUUUUUUAAAAAUGCUUAUUAAAUAAAUUUAACAAAUUAACUUUAAUAAAAUUAAUACGAUGACUCUUGGCAUUCUAACUCAUGGAAUUAAUAGUAUUAUGGAGAUGAUAAAUAAUUUAUAUACCAUUAUUCCUAUCCACGAAAGACCUGAUUUAUAUAUGGAUUGUUGUAAACUGAUUAAUUCAGAAUGGCCUUCUAGUGACACCAGAAGAUUAAGAACACUAAGAACGUCAUGUGAUAAUUUUCCAACUUGUUUAAUACUAUUAAUUGAUAGUAAAGUAAUCGGACAUUGUAAAAUAUCAUUGGUACCAAAUCUCAACGGCAGCUGUUUCAUAGAAUCAGUCGUUAUUGAUUCAGAAUAUCGAUAUAGAGGUCUUGGUUCAAUUCUUUUACGUGGAACAGAGCAAUAUGUUCUAACUAAAAAUAUAAAAAGUAUUUAUUUAGCAACAAAAGGACAAGAAAAAUUCUAUUUAAAAAAUGGAUAUUAUAAUUGUGAACCAAUAAAUUUAUGGGACUGUAGAACAGUUUCAAAACCUAUUGAUGCAAUGAGAAAAAAAUUUACCCACAAGGAAAAAUUUUUCGGUCCACCACCGCCUCCACUGCCUAAUUUAUUUUCUUUUAAAAAAUCACCUGUUAUUACAUCUAAAACUUACAUGGUAAAACAUUUAUAAUGAUAACAAGUAAAUUAUUAUUAUUAUCAUAUAAACAAAUAUAUUUUUUAUAAGAAGAUAUUUUAUUUUUUAUUUAACAUUGAUAUUUAUACAAAAACAUGUUACGUAUUUAUUGCAUACAAUUCUUACAAUGCUUCUUAUCUUAAUCUCAAUUAUUGCUUGGGAUCUGUAGCAAGGCCGCAAACUUUUUGGUAGUGUUCUGGCUUUUGUAAGCAAUCAACUAAAAACUCUCCCAAUUCAUAUUUGGAAAUCAUACGCCCAGGAGAUUCGUCAUGCUUAACUGUAUAAGUUGACUUUGGCGAUUCUAAAAAAUAUUUGAAAAUUAUUUAUCAUUCAACUAAUCGAUAAUUUAAAAAAUUUAUUCAAUAAUAUUCAUUAUUAAGAUUCUUAAUUGUUUAUUAUAUUUAUUUAUAAUUAAAAUUACCGGAAAUGUGAGGUGGGAAAACGGCAAUCCAUUUAAGACCACUUUCUUUAAUAGCAUCAUACAUACGUUGAUGAUCAGCAUUCAAAUCAAGAAAUUGUUUUGGAACUUUUUCAAGUGGCCAAAAUAAAAAUGCUGAUAAGCAAACUGAUACUAUUUCGACAUUAUUUUUUUUCAUAGCACGUAUUAUAUUUUUCAUUCCAUCAGAUAAUUCAGUUGUAGGCUCUUAAAAAAAAUAAUAAUGAUUAUUAUUAAUUAAUUAAAUACAAUAAAAUUAUUUAAUUCAAUUAAACAGUAUCAUCAAUUUAUUUUUUUUAAUUUACUCAAAUCAUUUCUGGUUCCCAGUACAACGACGACUCCUUCCUGAUUAGCAAUUGAUGAUUCCACUUGAUCAUAAUUAGUAACAUUUCCGGUUAUUGCUUUUACUUUUCCUUUUAGAUGUUCUGGAAUUUUAGCUUCGUCUCUCACAAAUACGGUUACUUCAUAAGCUAAUAAAAGUAAUUAAAAAUAUAGAUUAACAUUAAAGUUACAAAAUGAAAAUUUUUUUUUAAAUAUAAAACUAUUACCUUUAUUAACUGCGUGUUCUAAAGCACAUAGACCGGUCAUACCAGUAGAACCGAAAAUAAUAAUUUUUUUCAUGGUUAAAAAUUUAGUUCUUUAGCUGCUAAGUUAAUGUUCUUGAAGACGCUUGAACGCUGACUGAAA